This is a messenger RNA of Sphaeroforma arctica JP610, 962 nucleotides long. Its product is annotated as chalcone-flavanone isomerase. Gene Ontology annotation, molecular function: intramolecular lyase activity. NCBI's taxonomy places the organism in Eukaryota, Ichthyosporea, Ichthyophonida. The coding region runs from base 197 to 769 and encodes 190 amino acids. The record is from RefSeq and is a predicted model, not a curated record. The transcript is spliced from 6 exons.
GCAUAUAAUACAUAGGUGCGUAGAGACGGGUAAAUUCCAUUUCCAAAAAAGGUAUUUGAACAAAUAUGCUUAGACGCUGUAAUCGCAAAAUAGGUCAAGGAUGCCGUUCAUAGUGUAGUAUAUAUACUUUCAUCAGUAUAUACACGAGUAUAUUGAUAUACAUCUUCCGCCAAGUGUAAUAUAAAAUUCUGAAAACAUGCCUAUGACUGAUCCUAAGACCGGAAAGAUGUUUAAAGAUGAACUCGAUGGGUACAAACUAUCCGGAUGUGGACCUCGACAGAAAAAGAUUUUUUUUGUCAACGUCAACGUGUAUGCCGUCGGCCUCUACCUUGAUAGUGCCGAGGUCUCCGAAGCGUUUAGUGACAUGAAAGGCAAGAAGCUCAAAGAUUUCCAGAUGGAGAAUUUCUACACGAAAUUCUGCAAGGCGAAAAUCAACAAGAAGGUCGCCAUGAUUAUUGCACGCAACCUGACGCCGGCACAGCUUAGCGGCGGAUUGGCUGAAGGACUAAAACCUCGGAGUAAGGACAAGGCGAAUGUCGACAAGCUAGAGGAUAUGCUCAAGGAUGAAACAUUCAAUGACGAUUGCCGUGUCACCUUCACUGUUUCGAAGGAAGGCGUAUUCACCCUCCAAGUAGACGACAAGAAGUGGGAUCCUUGGGAUUGUCCCGACCUCUGCAAUGCGAUCACUGGCGUUUUCUUCGACCACAAUUGCAUUUCACCUGAGGCCAGGAACGGCAUGAUGACAAACAUGCCAUCACUCGUCGUUUAGAACUCCUCAAUGAAAAUGUUCUCUUAAACGUCUAACCCCUGGCCCGCAAUAAGCAAGCGCGUGUACGAGAGUGAUAGAGCACAUCAUUUGAGCUUGUGUAAGUUUUUAUGAUUGAGACCGCACAUUGUAGUCUAUGAAUAUUUGAAUAAAGAUGUACCCUUUCGAGUCAUGUUGCUAUAGAGAAUAACUGGUU